This is a messenger RNA of Lachnellula hyalina, 2100 nucleotides long. It is a transcript of the gene vrtB, whose product is annotated as Malonamoyl-CoA synthetase. NCBI's taxonomy places the organism in Eukaryota, Fungi, Ascomycota, Leotiomycetes, Helotiales, Lachnaceae. Bases 1 to 2100 code for a protein of 699 amino acids. The transcript is spliced from 5 exons. The record is from RefSeq and is a predicted model, not a curated record. Gene Ontology annotation, molecular function: acetoacetate-CoA ligase activity. Gene Ontology annotation, cellular component: cytosol. Gene Ontology annotation, biological process: lipid metabolic process.
AUGGCCGAGUCCAAAGAACCUCUUGAGUUAUGGAGACAUUCCUCUCCGGAGACCACCCAGAUGUGGUUCUUCAAAGAGCGGGUCGAGAAGAAUUACGGGGUCAAAUUAGACGGUUAUCAAGACCUUUAUAAUUGGUCAGUUGAGAAUAUUGAAGAUUUUUGGAGGGAGACAUGUCUCUUUACAGGUGUACAUGCCAAAAAGGCGGGGACGCAGGGGGUAGUAGAUGCUUCGUUUGAUCAAAUCCUAGAAAAAGAUGCCCCCAUGUUCCCCCGCCCAGACUUCUUCCCUGGCACCGAACUCAACUUCGCCCAGAACCUGCUCUAUCCACUUCACCCAGACAGCCAGCAUCCCGUCAAAGACCAAGAUAUCGCCAUCAUAGCCGCAACAGAAACAUCUCGCUCCGAAGUUACUUGGGCGGAACUGAGGAAACGGGUUGGAGAAUGCUAUAAUGCACUUCGAUAUCAAGGGGUGAAGCCUCUGGAUAGAGUUGCGGGGUUUGUGGGCAAUCAUACUAAUGCUAUUGUUGCUAUGUUGGCUACUACUGCUUUAGGCGCUAUUUGGACUGCUGUCAGUCCUGAUACGGGAGUUGGGGCUGUAUUGGAUAGAUUGGUACAAAUUGAGCCGGUGGUCUUGUUUGCCGACAAUGCCUCAUUCUACAACGGCAAGAUACAUGAAACAAGUGCCAAGAUCAAAGAGAUAAUAGCUUCAUUGCCAAAACUGCAAGCACUGGUUAUAUUCGAAGAAGUCUCGGCAGUCAAGAUGAAAGAGCAUAUGGGCCAUCUAACACCACCAACCGGUUCUUCAUACACAUACCAAGAGUUCCUCACACGGCAACAUUCUACUAAUCCCUCGACUAGACCACCCACACCUGACACAAGCAUCACCCAAAACAGAUUUACACUCUUUCCUCCAUCCCACCCAGUCUACAUCCUCUACAGCUCCGGCACAACGGGAAAGCCGAAAUGCAUCGUGCACUCCUCCUUCGGAACCCUCAUCCAGCACAAAAAAGAACACAUCCUCCACUGCGACAUCCGCCCCCACGACCGCCUUUUCUACUUCACCACAACCACCUGGAUGAUGUGGCACUGGCUCGUCUCCGGCCUCGCCUCUGCCGCCACAAUAAUCCUCUACGAUGGCUCCCCCUUUGCACCCCACGGCCCCUUCACCAUGCCCCUCCUAAUCGACGAACUAUCCAUAACACACUUCGGCACCUCGGCCAAAUACCUCUCCCUCCUCGAACAGAAAUCCCUCUUCCCCCACCAAAACAACUUGGCCCUCAAACAGCUAAAAGCCAUCUACUCCACCGGCUCCCCCCUCGCACCAAGUACAUUCCAAUACGUAUACGCCGCCUUCGGCCCGGACAUCAAUCUCGGCAGCAUAACAGGCGGCACAGACAUAAUAUCCCUCUUCGGCGCGCCCUCGCCCCUAUCCCCCGUCUUCAGCGGCGAAAUCCAGCAAAAAGCCCUCGGCAUGGCCAUCUCGGCCUUCUCGCCCUCAGGGCUUCCGCUCACGGAUUCCUCGCCCGGCGACCUCAUCUGCUCGCGGCCCUUCCCCUCGCAACCCGUCUCCUUCUACGGGGCUGCAGGUAUGGAUAAGUACCGGGAGAGCUAUUUCGAGAUGUUCCCCGGCGUGUGGCAUCAUGGGGAUUUCGUGCGUUUCAAUGAGCGCACGGGUGGUAUGGUGAUGUUGGGGCGUAGUGAUGGGAUUUUGAAACCGAGUGGUGUGCGCUUUGGAAGCGCGGAGAUCUACAAUAUUCUGCUCAAGUAUUUCGCGGCGGAUGUUGAGGAUGCGCUGUGUAUUGGAAGGCGCAGGGAGGGCGAUGAUGAUGAAGUCGUUGUGCUGUUUUUGAAAAUGGCCGACGGGAAAAGCCUAAGCGAAGGAUUGAGGGAGGGUAUUCGGGCAUGUGUUAGGAAAGAGUUGAGCGCUAGGCAUGUGCCGGGUGUUAUUGAGGAGUGUGUAGAGAUCCCCAUUACUACUAAUGGGAAGAAGGUCGAGGUUGCCGUUAAGCAGAUUCUCUGUGGGAUGAACGUCAAAACUAGCGCUAGUGUUGCGAAUUCAGAGUGUUUAGAAUGGUAUAGGGAAUGGGCUGCUAAGAAUUAG